AUGCUGGAGGUUGCCAUUGUUCAGAGGAUAAGACACGAACUAAGAACAUGUGCAAGACUUAAACAUGCAAAUAUUCUGCCUGUGUAUGGUUAUACAUAUGGUUUCGGCACAUUCAUGGCGAUAGUCAGUCCCUGGGCAGAGAAUGGAAACCUGACGACCUAUUUGGAGAACGAAAAUGCAAGUAUAUCCGCCAUCAGACGAUUUCAGAUUCUUAGGGAUAUCACAGUUGGCCUGCAAUAUCUUCAUGCCAACAAUGUAAUUCAUGGUGACCUAACAGGGCCGAAUGUGCUAAUCUUUGGUGACGGCACCGCCUGCCUCGCCGACUUCGGUCUUUCUCUGGUUUUCUCUGAUGUUACAAGCAUCUCGCAGGCUUCCUGGACUUCAAAUUUUCAUGGAAACUCCCGAUGGUUAGCUCCCGAGCUGCUCGAAGGCCAGGAUGAUGAAUUAGUACGACCAAAUAUGCAAAGCGAUAUCUAUUCAUUCGGUGGUAUUAUGCUACAGGUCCUCACCGGCAAAAUUCCUUAUUAUUACCUGGUUAAUAAUGCAGCCGUAAUCCGGUGCAUAUUCACCAAGGACAAGCCUGACCGAUCUCGUUAUCCUGCCGUCUCUGACGAAUAUUGGUAUUUCAUUGGGGAAUGUUGGUCAACUGCACCCCACAACCGUCCAUCGGCCGACCGAGUUGUCGAAGUGAUCAAGGAUGAGUUUGACUCACUGUCUAGUUUGAGGUCAAGUUCUGAUUCUUGA
Messenger RNA from Suillus clintonianus, 744 nucleotides. Its product is annotated as kinase-like protein. Gene Ontology annotation, molecular function: protein kinase activity; ATP binding. The coding region runs from base 1 to 744 and encodes 247 amino acids. NCBI's taxonomy places the organism in Eukaryota, Fungi, Basidiomycota, Agaricomycetes, Boletales, Suillaceae. The record is from RefSeq and is a predicted model, not a curated record. Gene Ontology annotation, biological process: signal transduction; protein phosphorylation. Gene Ontology annotation, cellular component: cytoplasm. The transcript has 5 exons.